GUGGUCGCAACCAGAGGUUCGACUGUAUUUGAAUAAAACGACAAAGUUGGUUCCACAGGUGGCGGAACUUCGAGUAACCGACGUCUACGUGGCUAGCAGCAGAGCUACAAUCUUGGACAGAAUAAAAUAAGAAAUAAAACUUCCCCUUCCCCCGAAUGAAUGAUGAACGGGCGCUAAACCCAAAGCAUUGAAAUGGGGAGAGGGGUGGUCUUAAUUAGGGCAUUUCUCUCUCACGCGUGACGAGCCCUAACAGCGUCUGCGUGAGAGGCUACAUGCUACAGCUUGCUCAAGUUUCUCAAUGAACUUGGCAGUAUAAGAUGCUUUUGAAGGCAGGGACACGACUGGGAAGAAGAAGGGCUUGCUCUUCGGCAGCAUUCAUACGAAUCAAUGGUCGCACGCGUGUCAUAUUGCAAGUUAAGUGUGGCAUGAAGCACACUGUUGAGACAAAGGAUUGAACGUGUCACAGAAAAGCUACAGUUCGAAUAUUUGUUUUCCGUAAUAAAUAUGCGCGUAUUCGUUUGUGACUUCAGCCCGAGAGACUGCGUCAUGUCGGGGGCGUUAUAUCUAGUUGACAUGUACAUUCUUUCACGUGUGAAAGAACUCUCUAAACUUAGAGCGAAGGAAGUGCUCCACACAGAGAAACUUGCGUUGGGAAAGACGGGCUUUUCCUGCAUCGAUUCUUAAUUAUGAAGGUCUAUGGAUUGAAGCUUUUUGUAUGUUUAAUCAUUGCUAUAUAUGAAGUCUUUGGAGACACAGAAAUUCUUGUCAAUGAGCCUCAAUCUGGUUCUGGACUGUGGAACUGGAAUAUCAUAACAGACACACAAGGUGCAGGGUGGAUUCACCCUUCAAUUGUAAGCCCGAGGUACAAAGUUUGCGAUAUUAGUGAUUUGAUCACAAGGGAACCAAGGAACUGGUUACGAACAGACUUCAUUGAUGUCAGGAAUGCUAAACGGCUGGAUAUUGAAAUACAUUACAUCCUCCUAAACUGCCCUAAAACAGAGAUUAGUCAAUUCUGCAAAGCAUACUUAACUCUUUAUUCCUAUCAUGCAAAUACCAAAGAACCUCUUCCUGACCCCACUAAAGGGAUGUUUCAGAAAGAAGCAGUCAUAACGCCGGAAAGUUUGCCUCCUCAGGGAAAAAUUAAAACAGACGUAUUUUAUGGUUCUGUGGUUACCAGAGCUCGGGGUAUAUAUCUGGCAUUCUUAGACCAAGGAGUCUGCAUAACAUUGACGAAAGUUGUCAUUAGCUACAGAUACUGCCCCGAGAUAGGCAGUACCUUAGUGACAUUCCCAAGGACAGUUGCCCCAGCAAAUGACUCAAAUCUAAGCGACCAAGAUGGAAAAUGUACAGAUGUGAAUUCGGUCAAUAAAGUCAAGUUAUCCGGUGUGUGUCUCAGUAAUGGAGAAUGGAACAUGACAGAUGAUCUGGCGUGCUUUUGCAAGGCUGGUUACGAGCUUGUCAAUGGAACUAUCGCUUCGCUGGAAUGCAAAGGUUAGUUGUGAUCGGUGGGUUUAUGUGCUCUUGUCACUCUUAAGUAUAGCAUAUACAUAGACACUAUAAAUUGUUUACCAAGAAUUAAUGACAUAAACAACGCCAUUUAACUAUGAGGAACUAAUGUGGUUUUCAGUUGUUACCUGUAGUUAAUCCGCCCACGCCCCGAAAAGACCAAAAAUAAUCCUUCUGGAUAACAAUAUGUAUAGGGUUAAUUAACUAAACUUGUUUACACAAGAGCGCUCGAUAUUGGGGAAUUUUUAUUGACCGCAGAAGCUUGGUCAAUAAAGAAUUUAUUGUAUGACAUAAAGAACCCCAUUUUCUUUCGGGAAACAGCAGUUAAUACAGAGCCAUCUUGUCCA
Orbicella faveolata is the source of this 1853-nucleotide messenger RNA. RefSeq lists its product as uncharacterized. The record is from RefSeq and is a predicted model, not a curated record. Gene Ontology annotation, biological process: superoxide metabolic process. NCBI's taxonomy places the organism in Eukaryota, Metazoa, Cnidaria, Anthozoa, Scleractinia, Merulinidae. Gene Ontology annotation, molecular function: metal ion binding; protein binding.